AGCUUUCUCCAGGAGAGCCCUUGACCUCUAAAGGGUCUUCCAGAGCCACUGCCACAGGCAGAGCUUUCCAUGACGUGCCUCUCAAGUCCUGGAAUAGGCCCUGGACCAGAUUUACUUCAUAUUUGAGUUCCCUACAUAUGAGCAUGUGAGUAAGCUGAUAAAAGGAUCAACACUAAUCUUUCCACAGUGAGAAGCGAGGCUACCAGCAGAAGCCUCAAAUAUGUGGAUAUUUUCUUGGUUUUGUGCCAUUUUAAUUAUCUUGGCUGUUGCUGGUGUGGACACAAUAGUAAAGACCACACCAUAUACCAAAUUCACGAAGUCUGAGGGAAAAGAGAUGCCAAAGGGUCCAAAGCCAUCCAGUGGCCAACCUCCAGAAGAAGAAGAAACUCCCUUCACAGAAGCAGCUGAAAUGGCAGAACCAACCCCUGACCCCUCAGCUUUCAAUUCUGUCUUUGGUGCUGCCACCCUCUUCCCCUCUGAAAACCUCACUCUUGACACGGCUGAUUUCUUCUUGAAUUGCUGUGAUUGUUGUUCAUCUGGACCAGGGCAAAAAGGAGAACCUGGAGAGACUGGAAAUCCAGGUUUUAAGGGAGAAGCUGGUGAUAUGGGGAUCCUAGGGCCACCAGGAGUCACUGGACCCCAAGGUCCAAAAGGCCAGAAAGGAGAGAAGGGACUUAAGGGAGAACGUGGGGAGCGAGGAACAAAUGGAGUUCCAGGAUACCCAGGAAAACCUGGAGUACCAGGUGGACUUGGUCCUAAGGGGGAUAGAGGAAAUAUUGGCCUGGCAGGAGUGAAAGGACAAAAAGGCUCCAAGGGGGACACGUGUGCCAAUGGUACCAAAGGAGAUAAAGGAGACCGAGGGGCUGUGGGUGCACCAGGCUUGAAUGGAGAGCCUGGGGCCAAGGGAGACAAGGGGGAGAUGGGGGAUAAGGGCUACUGUGUAGAUUCUGGGGAGAGGGGGGAAAAAGGAGAAAAAGGCGAGGAGGGCAUGAAAGGAGAAAAAGGUAGCAAAGGAGAUAUUGGAAUGGAAGGGAAAAGUGGUUCAGACGGGCUGCCUGGGCCCCAAGGUGAUCCAGGAGUUAAAGGAGAAAAAGGAGAGUUGGGUCCUCCUGGUCUUGUGGGACCUGCAGGGCCAAAGGGUGAACUUGGGAGCAAAGGGUUCCGAGGGUCUAUUGGGAAGAAGGGCUCUCGGGGUCUCAAGGGCUCCAAGGGGGAGGUGGCCAGAGUCCCACAGUCAGCUUUCAGUGCUGCUUUAUCCAAGCCUUUCCCCCCUCCAAAUGCCCCUAUCAAGUUUGACAAGGUUCUCUAUAACGACCAAGGGAACUACAGCCCUGUCACUGGGAAAUUUAACUGUAGUAUUCCUGGGGCAUAUGUUUUUUCCUACCACGUCACCGUGAGGGGCCGACCUGCUCAGAUCAGCCUGGUGGCCUGGAAUAGGAAGCAGUUCAAGUCCAGAGAAACACUCUAUGGUCAUGAAAUAGACCAGGCCUCUCUCCUCAUCAUCUUGAAAUUAAAAGCAGGGGACCAAGUCUGGCUGGAAGUUUCAAAAGAUUGGAAUGGGGUGUAUGUCAGUGCUGAGGAUGAUAGCGUUUUUACUGGGUUCCUUUUGUACCCAGAGGAAAACCCUGGCAUUUCACCAUAAACUUGUAUCUUCAACACAGUAGUUUGGGUUUAGUGGAAUAAGUGAGGUAACAUUGGGUAGUGCUAUUGAAAAAAGUAAGCUUCAUUUUUUUCAUGAUUAU
Messenger RNA from Delphinapterus leucas (beluga whale), 1742 nucleotides. RefSeq names its product otolin 1 (gene OTOL1). The record is from RefSeq and is a predicted model, not a curated record. NCBI's taxonomy places the organism in Eukaryota, Metazoa, Chordata, Mammalia, Artiodactyla, Monodontidae. Gene Ontology annotation, molecular function: protein binding.